This is a messenger RNA of Physcomitrium patens, 2597 nucleotides long. RefSeq names its product putative inactive purple acid phosphatase 2. The record is from RefSeq and is a predicted model, not a curated record. Gene Ontology annotation, molecular function: acid phosphatase activity; metal ion binding. Lineage: Eukaryota; Viridiplantae; Streptophyta; Bryopsida; Funariales; Funariaceae.
UUCGCUUCUUUCCUUCCAUUCACUCUCAGUCCCCGAGAUUGUGUUUUGUUUUGCUUCGCUGCCAAGCUUCUUCUACUUCGCUAGCCAAGUGAUGUUGUUUGCACUGCCCGAGGUUGUCCCGUAUGCGACGCCAGGCUCGGCGUGUAGUUGGGGAGACGCGGAAGCAAGGGGCGGGAGUACCUGUCUGUAUGAGAAUUGAUGAUUAGAUUUCCCGUAACCCCUUCGGCUUCUCGUUGCCUCACCUGUGCUGGCGGUACGCCUUCCUGGUUGGAUUUUGGACUUCGGUGACGUCUGUGUAAAGGAAUCGGUUCAGAAAUCGAGCCAUCUCACUGUUCCGGUGAAUUUUUGCGAAGCUCCCAGCGUGCAAUUCAGCUGUUUUGACUCGAAUUUUCUUGGGUUGUGUUCGGGACGUAGUGCCUGUCACGAUGGAGCUCACGGGUGCACAUCGUAUUUUGUGCAUUAGCAUUAUCAUUGUCUUUAUUAGCUCGACUGGGGUAGGAGCCGUGACUUUGGAGUUGUCCACGACAUUACUCAAAUCUUCCGGCGACCCUGUAAUCGUAUCCUGGAAUGAACUUGAGUCUCCAAAUGCGUUUGAUUGGUUGGGAAUUUACUCGCCACCGGAGUCUGCCGACAACCAUUACAUAGGCUACAUACUUUUGUCUUCUGUUAGUGGUUGGGAGACCGGCAAAGGCUCCCAUAUGCUUCCUGCAGUGAACAUGCGAGCUCCAUAUCAGUUCCGUCUGUUUCGAGGUUACCCACCCAGCGAAGAUACUCCUUUGGACGAAGACUCAAUACCGAUACCGAGCAUAACGACACGUCUGGCUGUUACCGAACUUGUGGAGUUCUCAAACUACAACGAACUGACUCAAGUGCGGCUCUCCUUGACCUCAAAUCCGACGGAGAUGAAUGUCAUGUACGUGACCAAACAGCCUCUGAAGACUUAUGUCAGGUAUGGCAAAGAGAGCGACAAUUUGGUUGUUACUGCCAUUGCAUCUACCAAGACGUAUGAGCAGAAGGAUAUGUGCCAUGCACCAGCUAAUACUUCGCUUGGCUGGCGAGACCCGGGGUUCACGCAUUUGGCGAAAAUGACCAAACUCGAACCAGGCGCUAGAUAUUUCUAUCAGGUAGGAGCCGAGGAAACUGGGUGGAGCAAGACGUUCAACUUCGUGGCUGCUCAUGUGGAUGGGACUGAAACUGAUGCACUCCUCUUCGGUGACAUGGGCACAUAUGUUCCAUACAGGACAUUCAAUUGGGUGCAGUACGAAAGCGUCAACACCAUGAAAUGGUUGCAACGUGAUAUUGAGCUGCUGGGUAAUCGGCCAACUCUUGUCUCCCACAUCGGUGAUAUUAGUUACGCACGAGGUUACUCCUGGCUUUGGGACAACUUCUUCCACCAAAUUGAGCCUGUUGCGGCUAGAGUUCCAUGGCAUGUUUGCAUUGGGAACCACGAGUACGACUUUCCUACGCAGCCUUUCAAGCCAGAGUGGGCACCGUAUGGAAAAGACAGCGGUGGAGAAUGUGGAGUGCCUUACAGCAUGCGAUUUGUAAUGCCAGGGAAAUCUUCUGAACCUGUGAGGAGUGACAUCUCAGGCAUCCCGGAUACGAAAAACCUCUACUAUUCUUUAAACUUCGGUGUGGUUCAUUUUGUGUGGAUCUCCACCGAGACAGAUUUUACUCCAGGCAGUGACCAGUACAAGUGGAUCGCUGAAGACCUGAAGAACACGGAUCGUCAGAAGACGCCGUUCAUUGUGUUUCAAGGACACAGGCCCAUGUACUCGUCUGACAACAAAGCCAUGAGGUUGAUCAUCACGGCGAAACUGAUAGAGUAUCUCGAGCCCUUGUUGGUGGAACACAAGGUCAGUCUCGCACUUUGGGGUCAUGUUCACAAGUACGAGCGCACAUGCCCACUGCAAAAUAGGACUUGCAUGGAUGCAGAGAACGGGGUUUACCCUGUGCACAUGGUGAUUGGAAUGGGUGGCCAGGACUGGCAACCUAUUGACCAGCCCCGUCCCGACCGUCCCUUGGCACCUAUCUAUCCACAGCCGGUGUGGUCGAUGUACCGCAGCUUUGAAUUCGGAUACAUCAGGAUUCAUGCCACCAAAAGCUUGAUGAAGGUGUCUUAUGUUGGCAACCACGACGGGUUAAUCCAUGAUGUGGUUGAAUUCACCUCCCCAGUUGCAACAACUGUGAUGAAUCAGAAUGGUGUUCUGGACCUUCACAUGGUGCGUCUUGAAGCUGAAGCAUCUCCAGUGUCUCGAGUAUACACUUCAACCUUUUCUGGUUUCGUGGCUGGUAAUCAAGUCUAUGGCUUGUUCACUGUGGUCCUUGCUUUUGUUCUCGGUGCUGCUGUAACAGGACUUGCUGCAUUGGUAUAUAUACGCAGUGGUAGAGAUUUUAGGGUGGAUGAUUACGAGGCUUCUCCACAAAUUAAAUGAGAAUGACUGGAUUUCAGAUUUGGGUACUAUAGCAAUCUAUAUGUGCUGUCGUACCGGAAGGGUCUGGAAUCUGAUUGGAAUUAAGUGUUUUGUGCUGUCUUCUGUACAUACGACCUUACCAUGAAAUUAAUUUGAAGCCUUUCCAUGUAUUUGCUUCGCAAU